AUUUUUAGUUUGAAAAGAAAGAAAGAAAGAAAGAAAGAAAGAAAGAAAGAAUUUUCUCUGAACGUUCUGGAACAAGUGGUAACAUUUAAAAAACGUUAGACGAACGUCCAACUAAAACUUUCAGAAAAACAGUUUCACGAACGAUGUAUGAAUAAUGUUUUUGUGCUAACAUUUUGAGAACAUUAUUAAAGACCAGAUAACUGAACGAACGUUCUAUUAACGUUACUGAAAUAACGUUUAUUCAUAACAUUGAGAGAACCUUGAGAGAACGUUAGCUAAAGUUCUGACUCUGAGAGCUGAACUUCAAAUAACUUGCUGUAAAUAAACAAAAAGGCUAAAAUCUCUCCAUUAGAUAACGUGGACUUUUAACUUAUAUUUUCCCACUCGUAUUUACGACUUUGUGGUGACGUUCAUGUGCUUCAACUCGUAAACACGAUCUUUUCUAACGACUUGAGCACAUGACCUGCAGCGGCAGUUGGGCAGACGUUAUAAAGGAGUGGUUGUCAUGGCAACAGUUCAAAACAAAGCCGCCAUACGGAUCAUUCACUGAUGACUGACAUGAUUUUAGCUCGAUAUCUCCACAUGAUUAUGAUUAUUUGUGGUGUUUGUGCUUGAUGAUUAUAACAUUCAGCCGUUUCUCGCUUUGAUCGCGCGCGGUUCGUUUAACCGAAUGUCUGCCUCGGAUUUUCUACGGGAAGCGGAAGGUCUCAGAAGACUGCUGUGUAAAGAGGAGCGAGAGGCGAGCAGACGGCCGGACCUCAGAGAGACUUUCAGCGACUUUCACGAGCUCAACAAUCAGCUCCGCGCGGACAUGAUGAAGGUUCAGCAGCAGCUGCAGAAACUCAAGAACGCCGUCUUCAGGUUCCAGCAGCAGCUCAUGGACGCCAAACCGUCUCCAGAUGUGAUUGACAGAUUAAAAGACACCAUGACGGACAUCGAGAACUCCAUCAGCACGUUCAAAGACACACAGCAUCAGAGUUUUGAGGAGCUGCUGAAAGACGAGAGGAACUUCUGGCAAGAAAUCUGUGCCUUCGAGAAGAAGAUUGAGGCUUGGAGUUUGCCUGUGAAAGCAGACGUCCGUGUUCCCAGCGCUCGCUCGGACCGGCUGCGCGAUGAUGGGAGGAAUCUUCCGGUGGAGGUGACGGAGCUCGAGACCUUCCUCCAGCGGACGGGAGGCCGGCGGGGCGGCUGGGAUGAGUACGACCACCAGAGCUUCCUAAAAGUGUGGACGAAGCACAGCGGGAAGCCCUCGUACAGACAAGAAGUGAGGCUUUAUUUACCUGGCAAGACUGAGGAAGAGGUGAAGCUGCACGAGCAGUGGUUUCUGGAGCUGCGCCGCCUGCAGGAGAAGAAGAGGGAGGCCGUCCACAGAUGGAGAGAAGCCAAGCAGAGAGAGCGAGAGCUGCAGAGAGAGCAGCAGGACGCAGACGACGCGAGGACGGAGCCGCAGGACGAGGAGCAGCGGCGGCUGAAGCAGGAGGAGCGGCGCAGGGAGGCGGCCGAGCGACUGGAGGCCUGGAGGAGCCGGAGAAAACAAGAGCGAGAACAAGAGCAAGAGCAGCGGCUGAGGAACGAGAUCCUGCAGAGAAGAAGAGCCAAAGAAGAGCAACGCCGACAGCUGGAGGUCAAGCUGAUGGUGGAGGCUCACGUCCAGCAGAAGAAGGAGGAGGAGGAGCUGCGUCUGCUGGAGGAGGAGGCGCAGCAGCGGGCGGAGAGAGAAGAGCGACAGCGACAGGCGGCUGAGGCCAUCAAACGCUUUCAGGAGAGAGAUUCACUUCGUCUGGAGGAAAAACUACAGGAGAAACUGAGUAAAGAGGAGGAGCGCUGGGAGCGGCAGAGGACGCUGGAGAAACUCAAGGAGAAGGUGGAGGUUCACGUCAGCCGCGAUCCCUCCAGACUGUGGAAGCGCACUAAAGUCUGGGAGGAGCGCAUGAGAGAGAUCGGCCCGUCUGAAUCUGGAGCCGUACCGCUGCUGCACGUCUUCCACAGGGCUGUUCCAGCAUGGAGACAAGAUUUGUGAAAGAGGCUCUGCACAUUCUACAUCACUUACUGGAGCAAAUCAACUCAAGUGUUGCAUUUUUAGGUGAAGUUUUUCUUCAGGAUAAUGGAGGCACAAGUUUGCAGAGUUCGCGCUCUCAUAAACAUCUUAACUCGUCUGCAAGUCAUUCAGAAUAGGAUCCAGCACACACAGACACACGGAAGAGACUCUUAUUUUGCCUUGCGUUUGUGCAGCGGAAGCGGAAGCGGCGCUGACAGUAGUGUGUCGCUGUUGCUGCUGCUGUUGUGGUGAUGAUGAUGGCGGAUUUUGACCAGGUAGAUUUUCUGCGGGAGCGGCACGUGCGGUUCUUCCAGCGCUGUCUGCACGUGCUGCCCGAGAGAUACGCGCCGUACGAGACCAGCAGGUUGACUAUAGUGUUCUUUGCUCUGUCGGGUCUCGAUGUUCUCGAUGCCUUGGAUGUCGUGGACAAACCCGGUUUGAUCGAGUGGAUCUAUUCACUGCAGGUUCUUCCUACUGAAGACAAGUCUAAUCUCAGACGCUGUGGCUUCCGCGGCUCCUCUCACAUCGGCGUUCCCUACAACACUUCUAAGGUACGGGACGUUAGACACACAGACAGCAGGGGGCAGAACUGACCAGAGGAGCACUGAAUUACCCACAGCUCAUGCAGACUGAACUGCAGAUGAUGAAGUUCACUUUACAGCCGUAAUAUCAGAGGAAGAUCUCCUCAUGCAGGAGUCCAGCAUCUCUCAACAUGUUUUAUUAAAUCUGAAGUUAUUUUACUCAACAAACUCUUUCACAGAAGUGUUUAACACCUUAUAUAGGUUUUUAAACUGCUCAUUAAUAAUAUUUCAUCUAGACUGUUGUGAUUAUUGAUGAGUUUUCUGAUAGUGGUUAUUUGAUCUAAUCUCUACUAUUUGAGAUAACCGCAAUAAUUAUGUGUUUUAAAUUUUAAUCACAUUUUACCAAAGAAUAUUAAAAAAAAGUUGUGUACAUAAAGUUUUCCUACAUAUGAAAUGAAGGUUUGUGGGUUUAAUUGCAUUAUAUUAUAUUAUGUUAAAUUAUGUUAUAUGACAUUGCAUUAUAUUAUAUGAAUAAAUAAGCUUUCCAUUGA
Messenger RNA from Ctenopharyngodon idella (grass carp), 3110 nucleotides. RefSeq names its product coiled-coil domain-containing protein 112. Lineage: Eukaryota; Metazoa; Chordata; Actinopteri; Cypriniformes; Xenocyprididae. The coding region runs from base 671 to 2020 and encodes 449 amino acids. The transcript has 11 exons. The record is from RefSeq and is a predicted model, not a curated record.